This is a messenger RNA of Closterium sp. Naga37s-1, 1440 nucleotides long. Lineage: Eukaryota; Viridiplantae; Streptophyta; Zygnematophyceae; Desmidiales; Closteriaceae. The record is from the annotation of a GenBank genome assembly.
AUGUUCCUCCUCGUCGGCCGCUCUUUCCCACGUCAGACCGCUUUCCUCGUCGCCCGCGCUUUCCCUCAUCACCCUCACCGACCCUCUGGUCGCAUAUGUUGCCCUAGUCGCUCGCGCUUUCCCACGUUAACCACACAUCCCCUCGUCGCAAUCGCUGUUAGUAAACAUACCGCGCUUCAGAUCGUCACCCGCGCUUCACUCAUCACCCUCGUCGACCCGCACCGAUCCUCGCCGCCCUCACCUCCCUUAGUCACCCACAUUCCCUCUCGUCGCUCGCGCUUCCCCUCAUCACCCUUGCCGACCCUCGCUGCCCUCGCCUCCCCUCGUUGCCCGCGCGUCCCGUCGUCGGGCUUGCCUCCCAGUCACUCGCGCUUCCCCUCGUCAUCCGCGUUUCCAUCCGCUCUUCCCCUCUCCCCAUCUCACCAUCUCCAGCCCAUCCUUCCUCCCUCAUUCCUUCCGAAGGGGUGGGACAGAUGGGGAGGAACAGAGGUAGUCGCUUCCGCCACCACAAAGAAACAUUGUUUCGAUCCCCUCUCUGCUCCCCACCAUCCUCCCCCCAGCUCUCUCCCCGGCAUCUGCCCCCGUUCCCCCCAUCCUCUUCCCUGCUUCCCCUCAUCCCCUUCCCUGCUUCCCCCCAUCCCCUUCCCUGCUUCCGCCCAUCCCCUUCCCUGCUUCCGCCCAUCCCCUACCCUGCUUUCCCCCAUCCCCUGCCCUGCUUUCCCCCAUCCCCUGCCCUGCUUCCCCCCAUCCCCUUCCCUGCUUUCCCCCAUCCCCUGCCCUGCUUCUCCCCAUCCCCUUCCCUGCUUCCGCCCAUCCCCUUCCCUGCUUCCGCCCAUCCCCUGCCCUGCUUUCCCCCAUCCCCUGCCCUGCUUUCCCCCAUCCCCUGCCCUGCUUUCCCCCAUCCCCUUCCCUGCUUUCCCCCAUCCCCUGCCCUGCUUCCCCCCAUCCCCUUCCCUGCUUUCCCCCAUCCCCUGCCCUGCUUCCCCCCAUCCCCUUCCCUGCUUCCGCCCAUCCCCUUCCCUGCUUCCGCCCAUCCCCUGCCCUGCUUUUCCCCAUCCCCUGCCCUGCUUUCCCCCAUCCCCUGCCCUGCUUCCCAACAUCCCCUUCCCUGAUUCCCCCCAUCCCCUUCCCUGCUUUCCCCCAUCCCCUGCCCUGCUUCCCCCCAUCCCCUUCCCUCUUCCCCUCAUCCCCUUCCCCGCUUCCCCCCAUCCCCUGCCCUGCUUCCCCCCAUCCCCUUCCCUGCUGCCUCCCAUCACUCGCAUUCUCCUUCCUCCCUCACUCACUCUCUCACCCUCCUUCCCCUCACCCUCUCCCCUGUUCCCACCUGCCCUCCAUAUCCCUGCCUUUCCCUCCCUGCCCUGCCCUUCCCUUCUCCAUCCCUUCUCAACCCUUCCCUUUCAUGUCAUGCCCUCCCCUUCCCCCUCACCUUUCGCCCUCUAG